AUGGGAUUAACUGGUAAGUUGAUUGCUCAGUUAGAGUUCAAGGCUGGUGGAGACGUGUUUCAUGAGUUCUUCAGGCAUAAGCCACACCAGUUAGCCGAUGCCUGCGUUGGAAAGGUACAUGCUUGUGACUUGGUUGAAGGAGAAUUCGGAAAUGCAGGCUGCGUCGUGUUUUUCAAAUACUCCCAAGAUGGAAAAGAGCAGAGUGCAAAAAUGGUACUCGACACCAUCGAUGAAGAGAAGAAGUCAUUGGUUGUUAAGGUCCUCGAAGGAGAUGUUAUGCAAUUCUACAAAUCGUUCACUAUAACUGUUCAUGUUGAAACAAAAGAUGGGAUUGACCAUGUUACAUGGACUUUGGAGUACGAGAUGAAAAGUGAAGAUGUUCCGCAUCCAAUUUCGUGGUUGGCUUAUUACAUAGAUAUCACGGUAGAUGUGGAAACCCAUCAUCUUGGGAAAUCUAAAAUGUUUAUUCCAUGA
This is a messenger RNA of Fraxinus pennsylvanica, 474 nucleotides long. NCBI's taxonomy places the organism in Eukaryota, Viridiplantae, Streptophyta, Magnoliopsida, Lamiales, Oleaceae. The record is from the annotation of a GenBank genome assembly.